Molecule: messenger RNA, 613 nt
Organism: Staurois parvus
Lineage: Eukaryota; Metazoa; Chordata; Amphibia; Anura; Ranidae
Source: the annotation of a GenBank genome assembly
AGAAUACAUUAGCUUGGUGGUCAGUAGAAGAAUGGUUCUUACAUUGAUGGUUAUUGGGAAGAAUGGUCCCUGCAUUGGUGGUCAGUGGGGAAAAUGGUUCUUAGUUUGGUGGACAAUGGAAGAUUGGUUCUUGCAUUGGUGGUCAUUGGGAAGAAUGAUUCUUACACAGGUAUUCAUUGGGAAGAAUGUCCUUUACAUUGGUGGUUAGUGGGAAGAAUGGUUCUUACAGUGGUGUUCAGUGGGAAGAAUAUCCCUUACACUGGUGGUCAUUGGGAAGAAUGAUUCUUACACUGUUAUUCAUUGGGAAGAAUGUCCUUUAUAUUGGUGGUCAGUGGGAAGAAAGCUCCUUACAUAGGUGGCCAGUGGGAAGAAUGUCCCUUACAUUGGUGUUCCCUGGGAAGAAUGUUCCUCACAUGGGUGAUCAGUUGGAAUAAUGGUUUUUACAUUGCUGUUCAGUGGGAAGAAUGUCCCUUUUACUGGUGGUCAGUGGAAAAAAUGCUGUUUACAUUGGUGGCCAAUGGCAAAAAGGGUUCUUAUUUGGGUGGUCAUUGAAAAGAAUAGUUUGUACAUUGGUGGUCAGUGGGAAAAUGGUUCUUACAUUGGUGGUCAGUGG